AUGGCCGUCCUCGGAAAGCGCAAGGCCCCGGAGCCGACAGUCUCAACGGAAGACGCACAGGAGAUCUUUCGGCGACACUUUGAGGCGCAGUUUCUUCCGCUGCCAGAGGCAAAGCGCAAGGCGCAAGCUGUGGAGGAGGACGAUGGAAGCGAGGACGACAGUGAUGGCAGCGGGAGCGAAGGAGGCGAAUGGGACGGCUUGUCGAAUGAGGAUGAUGAGGAGGAGGAUGACAUAGAGGAAGACGAUGAUGACGACGAGGAAGAGGAAGAGGAAGAGGAAGAUGACACUCCCGUCAUCGAAGUAGUAGACCAUUCCGUCUCCCAGGCCCCUAAAACAAACACAAUGUCCAAACGCGAACUCAAAGCCUUCAUGUCCUCCCGCCCUCCAGACCAAACCUCCUCCCCAAAACCAGCCGUCCAACCCACUUCCUCGAAGUCGUCCUCCGCCCUCCCCGAAGACGCCCCCUCCCUCCUCGCACAAGACCUCGAGCUCCGCCGCCUCAUCGCAGAAUCCCACCUCCUCCAGACCAACAAGCCCCUCUCCCUCGCCGCCGCCCUCUCCACAACAUCCUCCCCCAACGCCCAGCCAAAGGCCUUCUCCGCGGGCCGCAUCCGCCAAAAGGCCCUCGAUAUGCGUAUCCAGGCCCUCGGCUCAAAGACGUCCAUCCUUAAACAGGAGAAGAUGCCCAUGCACAUGCGCAAGGGCAUCAAUGCCGCGGUCGUCGAGAGGGAGGCCAAGCGCAGACGGGAGGCCAAGGAGAGCGGCGUCAUUCUGGAACGAGAGACUGGCAAGAAGAAGAGAAGAGAUCGGAAGAGCGGUGGCGGCGGCGGUGGAUUUGGUCCGGCUGUGGGCAGGCUCAAGGGUGCCGAGCUUAGAAUAAGUGAGAGAGAUGUCAAGAAGAUUGAGGGGACGAGGGAUACGUUUGGUAGAAGGGGA
Molecule: messenger RNA, 936 nt
Organism: Trichoderma virens Gv29-8
Lineage: Eukaryota; Fungi; Ascomycota; Sordariomycetes; Hypocreales; Hypocreaceae
Exons: 3
Biological process (GO): maturation of SSU-rRNA from tricistronic rRNA transcript (SSU-rRNA, 5.8S rRNA, LSU-rRNA)
Cellular component (GO): nucleolus
Source: RefSeq, a predicted model, not a curated record